GAAAGGAUCACCAUUGAGCUCACCGAGGAGAAGCGGGCCAUUGUUGCGUCUUUCCAGGCGCGCAUUGAGCAGCUGGAGCAGUUGGUUGAAGCGAUGCGCUUUACUGACCGCGAUGAGCUGGUCAACACCAUCGACGUCUGGAAACGCGCCUACGAGAGGAUCUGCAUUGCCCGGGAUGAGAUGGAGGAAGACUUCCAAUCUCAGCUGGUGAUGAAGGACAAGCAGCUGAG
This is a messenger RNA of Symbiodinium pilosum, 230 nucleotides long. Lineage: Eukaryota; Dinophyceae; Suessiales; Symbiodiniaceae. The record is from the annotation of a GenBank genome assembly.